Molecule: messenger RNA, 1638 nt
Organism: Aedes albopictus (Asian tiger mosquito)
Lineage: Eukaryota; Metazoa; Arthropoda; Insecta; Diptera; Culicidae
Product: spliceosome-associated protein CWC27 homolog
Exons: 4
Coding region: 94-1548 (484 amino acids)
Biological process (GO): protein folding; protein peptidyl-prolyl isomerization
Cellular component (GO): catalytic step 2 spliceosome
Molecular function (GO): peptidyl-prolyl cis-trans isomerase activity
Source: RefSeq, a predicted model, not a curated record
CCGCACGGUUUCGUUUUUUCGAAGAAAAGUCGUUGAAAAUCAUUAAAUUUAGCGAAUAAUUAUUCAAACUAUUGCUAUUGAAAAACUCACGCAAUGAGUAACAUUUACAUACAAGAGCCACCGACGUCAGGGAAGGUGCUGCUGAAAACCACCGUCGGCGACAUCGAUAUCGAGCUGUGGUCCCGCGAGUGUCCGCUAGCAUGCCGGAACUUCAUUCAGCUGUGCAUGGAAGGCUACUACAAUGGGACGUUGUUCCACCGGGUGGUGCGCGGAUUCAUCGUGCAAGGUGGUGACCCAAAUGGGGACGGUAGUGGCGGAGAAUCGAUAUACGGUCACCCGUUCCGGGAUGAGUUCCAUUCGCGGUUGCGGUUCAUGCGGCGUGGAUUGGUUGCCAUGGCCAACGCCGGGAAGAAUGAUAACGGGUCGCAGUUCUUCUUCACGAUGGGAGCCACACCGGAACUGCAGAAUAUGCACACGCUGUUCGGGAAGGUGGCCGGCGAUACGAUUUACAAUAUGCUGAAGCUGGAAGAGGGGGAAGUGUACGAGAACGAGCGGCCACAUUUUCCGCACAAGAUCAUCAAGGCGGAGAUUUUGAGCAACCCGUUUCCGGACAUUGUUCCGCGGGUGCUGAAGGCGAAGAAGUCAGGGGAAGAGAAGCAAAAGAAAAAGAAAGAGAAGGGAGUGAAGAACUUUGGGCUGCUGUCGUUCGGGGAUGAGGCCGAAGAGGAGGAACAGGAAACGGCGGAAUUUGUGCAGCGGAACUUUGCGGGGAAGGGCAAGAGUUCGCAUGAUGUGUUGGACGAUCCACGGUUGAGCAAGCAGGUGGCGGAGGUGAAGGAAAGCGAGCGGAGCAAGAGCCGGAAGGAUUCGAGCUCGGAAGAGGAAGAAUCGAAGCCUGGGGGAUCUGGUCGGAAUAAGGAAGCCGUUGCACAGGAAGCCAAGAGCGUCAGGGACAAGCUGAAGAAGAGAAGUAAAGAAGAACCCAAACCUCCGUCGUCAUCUGACUCAGAUUCAGAUUUUGGACUUGAAAGCGAAAGGAAGAAGGUGAAACAAGAACAAGCAGCGAAAAUUAGAGAAGAAAUUAGUAAGCUCAAGAAAGACUAUCAGUCAGACAAGAAAAAAGAACGACAACAGGAAGAAACGGUUGAAAAGAAGAAAGAAGUCAAGAAUGAAGUUAUGAAGGAAUUCCUCUCCGUUCAAGAACAAUAUUCCGAGAAGAAGAAACAGGUGCCGAAGAAGGGCACUUCAAGGGAAAAUUUCACUCUUCAGUUGUUGGAAAAGUUUAAAAACAAAUUGCACAACAUCAAAGACACGGCCGCCGAGGAAGAGGAAGCCAGUGGGAGCAGAGAGGAAACCAACGAGGAAGAAGACAUCAAGACCGACAAUUGGCUAUCUCACCGGCUGCAGUUCGAGAAGAAUGAUCCCAUUCUGGCGAAGGAUGCCGCAACAAAGGACGACGAUUGGUACGAUGUGUACGAUCCGAGAAAUCCACUCAAUAAGCGAAAACGUGGCGAAAAGAUCGAACGGAAGGACAAGCCCAAGAAGUGAGACAGGUAAGUGCUAUUUUUGUAUGUUAAUUUAUUCCACUCUUAUCUACGUGUAUGACAGAAAAGAUACUUAUGCUAAAUCGUUCGAAAA